This is a messenger RNA of Aspergillus thermomutatus, 5757 nucleotides long. RefSeq names its product putative TFIIIC transcription initiation factor complex subunits Tfc3. Gene Ontology annotation, molecular function: DNA binding. Lineage: Eukaryota; Fungi; Ascomycota; Eurotiomycetes; Eurotiales; Aspergillaceae. The record is from RefSeq and is a predicted model, not a curated record. The coding region runs from base 1 to 5757 and encodes 1918 amino acids. The transcript is spliced from 4 exons. Gene Ontology annotation, cellular component: transcription factor TFIIIC complex. Gene Ontology annotation, biological process: 5S class rRNA transcription by RNA polymerase III; transcription initiation at RNA polymerase III promoter.
AUGGCUCCCAGCUUACAAGACUUGAUUGAUCAUCUUCUCGCGGAGAUUGCGCUCUGUGGCGACCAAGGCGCAUCUCCCGCGGAUAUCUUGACUUUCAUCGACGCAUUCUACUCCAGGGAAGCCCAAGAGACAUCUGCACGGAGUCAUACUGUGGAUCGCCCAUUCCAGGAAAAAGUCUGGUCUUGGUUGACAAGACACCCAGAGGUCUCAGUCGGCCGAGAUCGAGAGAGCAAUCACUUGCCCCUGAAUGAUGCUGAGCGACUCGUUCAUGAGGCGGAUCCUGACCAUGCGGUUCGGGUUUUCGUCUCUAGGGAAAGGAGAUGGCUAGCGGUGGCUGGUCAUGAGCCGGAUGAGACCAAAGUCCUUCCCUUGGAAUUCGCACUUCUUUCCAUCAUUGCGUCCCAUAAAUCCAAUGGAAUCUUCCAAACAGAUCUAGUGAGACUCAGUGGCCAGGAUAAGCGUUCCGUCCCCAAGCGGACCGACAUGCUACAACAGAAGGGGUACAUUGAGAAAAGGGCGAUACAGAUCAAGUCCGUGCGGACCAGUCUGUGCGUGCUGCGAAGAUUCUCCAAGUGCGACCUCUCUGGUGCAGGCACAGCGGCCGAUCGGGAAGAGCGCCUUAUCGACUUUAAGGACUUCAGCGACAAGCUCUUUGCCAUCCUUCGGGAGUACAAGAUUAUUUCCCGCACCGACCUCAAGAGGGUUCUCGGGUUCGCCGAUCCCUGGCGAUGGAGAGUUCUCUCCCGAGCACUGCGCAAAUUCGAACGUAUCGGUGUGCUCAAGCGCGUUAGGGCGACGUCACAGUAUGCGGAUGAUAUGAAGAAGCUGCAUCCCUGUGUGAUGCUUAUUCGCGAGCCGACGGAAAGGGACUAUGAGCUAUUCCAUGAAUAUAGCGCAAGUAUUUACACCAACCUCGAGCAGGAGGAUGGGUUAGAGCUGGAAGACGGUUCAGGUGCAGCUGAUGCCAGUGAAGAUUUCUCCUCUGCGGGGAUCCACAAAGCAGUUGGUAUGGUCAAGCAAGAAGGGGAUGUGGAGGAGGCUGGUCGAACGAUUCCUGCUUGGUCUCCGGAUCGCAACAUACAUAAUCAGAUAUUCGACAUUGUCGACCAAGCGGGAACCUCUGGCAUUACCAACCAAGAUCUCCUCCGAGCUGGUUUCGGGAGCUUCUUCCGCAGACCACUGGAAAACACAUUGGCCCGGUUAGUGGAAUGCUGGCAGCUGUCGCAGCCCCUGCACCUGCGCCGUCUAGCCAUUGUGCGAGACACGGCACUUGAAAAGACCAUCACACAUUAUAUUCAUUACUCUACGGCGAACUUCCAAAAACUCGUUGAUGCCGGAGAGGCAUCGUGGGAAGCUGUCGAGUUUGUCCCCAGGGACACCAAGGCAGAUAAAAUUCGUGUACCGCCCGUCGAUGCUGUUCCCGAACUGGAUGAAAAUGGAUUGCCCAAAGCUGUCCCUACGAAGGAUCUCGUCAAGAAUGGCAAUGCGUCGCUUCUGGCUGGCAUCUUGGUAGUCAACCCAGCGGAUUACAACUGCACUGGACAUGAUCCUACGCCGGUACGGCUGAAGGAUGGUAGCUAUAUAAUACGUUUCGGCGUGCCACGCAUGAAUCGAACCGGGCGUCCGAAGGGGACCCCGAACAAAGUAAAGCUCGAAGAUGAACAUCUGUCUGAGUUGGAAACAGUUCCCGAGCAAGACCCCGGGACUAUCAGGCGCUUGAAGAAAGCACAACGCGACGCAGAGAGAUUUCGAGGAAUGUCUGAAAAAGAGAAACUCGAGGCGCUGGGACUGGACGAAACGUGGACUGAAUACAGUGUCUUGCUCAUUGAGCGCACAAAACCUGGUGUGUACAUCACCCCUCGCGGACGACGCAGACCAGCGGGGAAACGACAAGGUCGUCCGAGAAUCUCCCGCCUUGCAGUUUUCAAGUCUCCAAAACUAGCAACACUGCCUUGGUUCACUGAGAGCCAGGGAGGUGAACCAGAAGAUGAGGCUGCUAGCACCAUUCAACAAGUUUCUCGUGCCCAAAGUGUUGAACAGACCCCUGUUACCUCAUUUACCGCGAUCAAUACCCCUGCAACGACUUCUUUAGCGCCAGACACUCCUUCGAGAGGUACGAAAAGAACGCUCCGAAGUCAGAUUCACCUCGAGGCAGAACCUGAGCCGAAUCAUGAAAGACAGUCUAAACAGCGACGUCUUGAAGACACCGAGGUUUCUCAAGAUGUUGCUGAGGCUGAUGUCUCAAUGUCUGAGGAACCAUUGUCAGGUGGACAGAGGACUGGUGAGCCAGCCCCUUCUCGGGCCAACAAACGGAGAAGAGAAGCGUCUCCAAUUCCUACCAAGGAAGAUGGUGCAGUCCACAAGAGCAUGCAAGGGCUAGACACUGAGGUGGCACAAGUUCCGCCAACAGCAGAAAAAAAGCAAGUCGCCCUGUCGCGGCCUCGUGAAAUCUUAGAAACACCGUCCAAAAAGCCUCGAUAUGAACCUCAAGCUCCGCGAGUUGAAGAAACUGCCUCAACCCUUUCUCCGGCAGCCACGAUGGAAAAUGUCGCUGAGCAGCUUGCUCCAGCAGAGCCUCCCAAGGCCGAGAAUGGAGAAGACCGCCCGGUUGACGCAGAAGCAAUGGACACGCCAUUGGAAGGCACAGCUCAUGAGGACAUGGCGGUGGAUGAGGACGCCCCAGCUGCAACUGCCGAAUCAGGCACUACUACUAUUAACGUCCAAGAAGCCGAUGCUAUCGACCUCAAGCCCACUGACCAGACACAAGACGUUGAGCAGCGCGACGUAUCGCAGACGCCAGAGGGGCAGAGACAGCGCACAAAGAGGCCAGACAAAGUCGGCUCUGUUGCGGUCUUACGUAGGAGCAUCAUCAUGGAUAUUAUUGAGAAAGCUGGAGGCGCGUACUCCAUGGGUACCGAAAUAUGGUACCCAUUUGCAACUGCAUGGAAGAAGACCAGAUACAAGGAAAAGCCCGACAUGCGCACAAUCAAGACAUCUGUUAAACACAUGAUUGAUGCAGGCAAACUUCGGCAGUUCACAUUCAGCGGGAGGGACAGCAAAGGGGUAAUGGUAACAAAGAGUAUUAUCGCCAAGCCUGAAUUGCAGCCUGACGAUCCGAUAAUCAAAGACUUGCAGCACGAGAUGCUUACCACAACAGCCCGAUACUACUUCCCACCCGGCGUUGAAGUGGAUCCUGAAAUGACAAAAUCAGGUGCGAAAAGUGCAAAGAGUACGCCGAGCGGCGAACCCAAGGUGGUGAAACUCCCUAUUGAGCGUGGGAUUACCGUGCAUUUACAUCAAAAGCCAGCCUUUGUCCUGGCUCUGGAAAAGAGAAAGGGACAAAGCAUUCAACGACGGCUACUGCAGCGCCUCCAGGCAGAUACGGAGAUUCGACGUCCCUCUGGAGUUGUUCGACUCGCCAAACUUCAGCGAGGGGCCGCACGGGAUUCUCUGGAACGCGAUCUGACGCCCAUCUCCAGGGACCGAGAAAAGGGUCAGCGACGAAAACGUAUCCUGAAGCAUCGCACCCCAGCUGGAGAAGAAGGAGAAGAGGAAGCCCCCAGAGCUCCCCGCAGGUUGAAACGCCUCUGGAUGCCUAUUUCACUCAUGGCACCUUAUGCGAUGCUCAUGAAUACAGUGCAGACGUUCCAUUCAAGUACGGGCACCUUCUCGACAGAGGCCGGGCUCGUUGCGCUCCGAGCUGCGGCCGUUGCUCGUGCAAGAGCCGCCUUUCGAUUCCCGAAAUCUCUGGAUGACCUGUUGGACCAGGUAAAAGGACGCCCAGUAGACUUCUCUGGGACCGUGGAUCCCCGGACAAGCAAGUUCUUCUGGGAGACCGGUGGGAUUUUGAGGUGGGAGCUCCAAAACGAAGAAUUCAUACUUGAAAGACGGGCAGAAGAAGGCCAGGAGUUUCCUUUUAUCGAUCAAACCUUUGAGGAUUUUCCAGAGGAAGUCCCGAUAGAAGGGGAUAUCCAGAUUGAAAUUGAUCGGAGCGCCUAUCCUAGGGUGCGCGUUCCGAGAAUCAGGAAGAUCAGAGAAGCAGCUCGCCGUUUGGAAUUACUGGAACCUGAGAAACCUCCACCGGAAGAGGUAGAGGAAUCGGAAGAGCCUUCGGAAUCAGAAAUUUCCUCUGACUCUGAAGAUUCUGACGACUCGCUGGAUGCAGUGGAUCUGCUGUUCUCCGCUGACUCACGUAGACGGCGCAACAACUACGUCCCGCAAAACCGUCGCUUGGAGAAACUGAAUUAUUCACUAGCUGCGAAAGGACCCGAAGAUGUCGUUGUGGCAAAAGCGCCAAACCGACCGUCUGCCCGCCGGAAUCGAGCUCUUCAGCAUCUGCCACGACUGAUAGCCGAAAGGAUUUUGACUGCGAUCGUGGUCGUUAGGACAUUAGCGGGCGGCUAUGAAGGCAAGAUCGUUGACUGGCAGCUAGUUUGCCAGAGUUUUCCCAACCAGGACCCGAAAAUCAUCCAAGAGCGGGGGAAGAAUAUUCUCAGCAGAAACCGACUGCAUGUAGCGAAGAUGCAGAGUGACUUUCAGGAACGGUUCAUUGUGGCAUACGCGAAUGGCCAGGUGCCGCCGAUCGAUUAUGAAGACUUGGAGGGAUAUGAUUGGGAGAGGGUUGUCGACUGGGCACAGGCAGAGCUGGACAUUCCCAAGUCCGAGAAGCUGCCGGAUCUUCCUGCUACCAAGGAGCAGUUCGACAGCGUGUUUGAGCUGCGCGAGGAGGCGUCGGUCACGCUGGAUGAACUCUAUCAGAAUACCCAUGGAGUGACUGUGAACCGCAGACGUGCUCUCUACGCAGGCGUUCCUUUCGCCAUCCCCUUGCCUGAGAAGCCGGCUCAACCUACAGCACGACAGGCCGAGCUUGCCCGGUUGCAAGUGGCCAAGACGUGGGUUCGAGCCAACAUCGUCGCACCGGAGGAGUCGUACCGGCCCGCGGAGGCCCGGCAGGCCCUGGCCAAUUUCGGAGGCAGACUUGUCGACGAUGCGCUGCAGUCAUUGACGACGGAGCGGGUAGUAUCGCAGGGCAACAGAGGGCGCAUUACACCGGGCCGCAACUACGACAUCACCGAGUUCUUCCUCCACAUGCUGGGCCGCAGGCGGAACAUCGAGGUUACGCAGCUCCGGCGAGCCGCGCGGUUCAAAACCGGAACCUUGGAUCCGGCACUGCAAAGCACAGGCUCGUUCGCCAUCAACUACCACGCGGAAGACGGCGACAUCCUCGCCCUGAUCAACCUCGCCGCCGAGCGCAGAAUCAUCCUGAAACCGAAGGAUCCCCCACGGGACAAAUUCGGUCUUACAGACGGCGGCUAUUUGACCAGACAAAUGGAUAAAGAUAAGCUGCGCUUCGUCGUCGAGGUGCAACCCGUCGAGGGGUCGUAUCCAUACGGCAACCCGAUCCGGGAGAAAGUCGCCAAUACGCCCCCGCCGUGUCCGCCACGUGCCGCCAUCACCGAAGGCGAAUUCGUCCCGGAGAAGAUUCCCCUGUGGUUUGAUAUCCAUGGCAACUUUGUCAGAGUGCUCUGGGAGUUUGCCGUGGCGGCUGUCGUGGGGAUCGUCGCGGCGCGCCCGGGGAUCAGUGCCAAGGCGACUGCGAGCAUGGUGCAACCGUCGAUGGGAGCGUGGGAGGUGCUGCUCCUGUUCAGAUGGAUGGCGGAUGUGGGGGUUCUACGAAGGGAGAACGAGUAUGAAGAAGCCGUCGAGGAGACGACCGGAUGGCAAGUUCAGGAAUGGUGGUGGAUGGUGUUGGCAUGA